AUGAGAAAGAAACCCUCCUCCAACUUGGAAAUUUCCAAUGAGCCCAUCACAAAUUUUAAUUUGCCAACCAACGUUCGGGCAGCAUUCGGGCAGCGUUCGGGCAGCGGUGGUGGGUGGAUUGGUGGAUUGCAACGUCACAGCUCUCACGGCCAUGUGUCGGGCCACACGGGGUCGGGUGCGGCUGCCUGCGCUGGCCACGCCCAUGGACACACACACGGACAUGCCGUGGAGCAGAUCGAGCUGCUGAUCGACGAAAAGUGCCGCAUCCUAAACAAGACCGGCACGCCCAAGUCGAGCGCCCUGCACCUGGCCAACUGGAUGAAGGGACAGCUGGACAAGCAGCAGCAGCAGGCGCGACUGGCGGCCAUCGCACGCUCCCAGGAGAACAUCACCGCCGAGGACGAGCAGCUGAUCUUCAACAGCGACAGCGAACAGGACGAGCGCAUCACAUAUUGGACGCGACAGCAGCUCGAGAAGCGCACCAAGGAGCUCAACCUGGCCAAGGAGAACGGCGUGCUGUCCGCCAAGCCCAACUUCGGUGGCAAGCGGCUCAGCGGCGUCGAGGAGCUCAGCAUGAGCGCCGCCUCGGACAUCUACUCGGAGGCGGAGGCGGCUGCUCACAGCCAGAUCAGUCAGUCGCAUAGCACCACAUCGGACAGUCAGAUCACGGUACGCUCGAGCCCCAUUGUGCUGGACAAGCUGGCCGUUUGCCGACACUGCCACAAGAAUUGCCAGCAGAGCGGCGCGGGUGGCGGUGGUGCCGGUGGCGUCCAUAACUCCAGUUCCACGCCCGUGCUCCUCUGCAACUCGCUCAAGGUGCAGCACAGCCAAUCCUCACCGAAUCGAUGCUGCAAGCUGAACGGCAUGGCUGGGGGAUCGGGCACGGGCACCGGCACGGGAGCAGGCACCGGCACCGGCACCGGCACGAGCAGCGUGACCAGCAUGUCCAGCAGCACCAUCACGGGGGAGCUGUCCUCGAAGGUAGUCGCUAGCAGCAGUCGCCGGGAGACCGGCGACACGGAGAGCGACGUGGCCCAACUCAUCACCGACGAACUGUCCCUCUCCCAAUCAGAGGCCACGGACGAGAGCGUUGGGGCCAUUCCCAACAGCAGCAGCAGCGCCGGAGACGGCUCCAAACUACGAAUUUUAGAACCUCAACCAACGGCUGUGGCAUCGGUGGCAUCGGUGGCAGUGGUGACUCCACCUAUGGCCAAUGGCCAUUGCUCUGGCGGCUCACCGAAACCGUUGCCACCACCACGACGCACUCGCAUCGUGGCCCAGAUGUGCCAAGAGCCGGCCCGGCCACGGGCAAACCAGCAGGUCAAGGCCAUAGUGACGAUCACGGAGACAGCGCGGAUCAUGCGCAGCAGCGAGCGCACAGCCCACUCCGUGGGAUCGGGCGGAUCGGGCUCGGUGUCGGGCUCGCCAGCCAAAUACGCCGCCUGCCACUGCCGCUGCACACCUGAGGACUUCACGCACGCCCAACUGUCGCCGGACAAGAUGGAGCACCAGACCUGCAAGCUGCUGGAGUCGCCCAAGCAGACAGCAACCACCACAUGCACAUCCACAGCAGCCGCAGCCGCAGCUGCAGCGACAGCGGCCCAGCGGCAGGAGGAUGAGCAGCUGUCGCUGGUGCUGAUUGGACUGGCCCAGUUUGCGCCGGCGGCCAAGCUGUGUGGGCAGCAGGAACGGGCUCCAGCAUCACUCCUCCAUCCCGCCACUGGGGAUGAUAGUUCCACCCCUACGAUAGCCGUGGUGCCACCCACGCCCGAUGCCGUGCUCACCAAGACGAGCACCCAUGUGUGGGACAACAGCGGAGGAGCUGCUGGAUCGGCUGGAUCGGCUGGAGAAGGAGUGGCCACCACCAGCACGACCACCACCACAACGAAGCAGCCGCGGCAGGCGAUCAUUGAGAACAUACCCGAGGACUCGUGCGACGAGUCGCCGCUGGACGAGGAACCUCCGUACAGGCCCAUGACCAACGCCCUGAGGCGCUUUGGCACCAUGUCCAGCCUGGAGAAGCUGCCCUCCGACGAUCGCAUGGACGAGGCCGACGAGCUGGACGACGACCUAGAGCCCUACACUUCGAAUGGCCAUGACGACAGCCCCCCCAACGAUGACGAUGAUGAUGAUGAUGAUGAUGGGGAUGGGGAUGAGGAUGACGAUGAGGAUGCAGCCUCGGACAAGGCGCUGGCCCAGAACCUCAACGAUUUGGUGGGCUGCUCCAGCUCGACUGGGGCCAUGGUCAAUGGGGAUGUGCUGGCGAGUGGAGCCUGGACCAAUCGAGCUGGGGCCUUUGUCUCCGACAAGAUGUCCUUCUUCGAGGAGUCGCGUGCCUUCAUCGACAAGUACUUGGGUCGCUGGAGCGCCGAAGAUACCCAGGAGCAGCCCCAGCAGACAGCCACCUCCGAGACGGAUGAGCAGAUGGACGAGUGCACCUCGGGGGCAACCAGUGGCGAGGAGGUAUGGGGCACGCCCACCAGUGGCGGGGACAACGAAGACAACGACAUGCAGCUGAUCAACUCGGAGAACACGCACUCGUCACCCACCAAGUCGAGCACCUCGCUGAACGAUGACGAUGACACGGAGCUGAUGAUGGACGAGCUGCUGAUGGCCCCACCGAUGACGGCCAGCACCAUACGGGGACUGCUGCCACGCUUUUACAGACGUCGUCUUGAGCCCCUUUUCGAGGAGGAGACCGAGAGCGAUGAAGAGAAAACCCAGCAGGACAGCGAUGACAUCAAAAAGGUGGGGGGAAGCAACGACAAAUGGCCACUACCUAGAGGAUUCAGCUGGAAGCUCAAGCGACGAGGCAGCCCCAGUGGUGCCGCAUCGGCAGGAGGAUCCGGAGGAGGAGCAUCUGCAUCAACAGCUGGAGCGGGAGAAGGAGCCAGAACCGGAGCAGGAGCAGCAGCAGCAGCAGGAGCAUCUGGGGUAUCCACAGCAGAGAUUGCAACCGAGCCUGGGGUCACGUCCAUUGCGCACUACCAUGCUGCUGCCCACUACGGCCAUAACCACGCAGAUGGAACCGUCACCACCACCACCACCAGCACAGCGAGUGGCUGCACCGCCAGUGGUGGCCUUAUCCUGCGAGUAUCUGCUCGAUCAGCGCCCCUCUAUACGCUCGACACCCGCAUCGCACACGACGAGGUCGUCCACGAUGCCAGCUACGAUCAGCGGGCCCGGGACAGGGACCGGGCCAGGGCCAGGGCCAGGUCCAGAGAUAGGGAGCGAGAACUGCAGCACGAUGCCAUCAUCUCGGCGGCCUCAGCCUCCGGCUGCAGCAGCGACAACGGGCAGGACGAUGACGACGGCGAGUCCAGCUCACUUGUCGACUACUACAACAACCAGCAGCGGGAGCGGCACUACGAGCUGCGGAGGCAGAGCCAGCGGCAGGCCAGCGAGGUUUAUACCACCGCCGCCGCCGCCGCGUCGCUUGCUGCUCACGCAGACCAAUCUAAGCGCUGCACCACCCAAAACGGAGCCACCUCAAAGAAAAUCUGGCGCUACUGCUGACAGUGGCUGCUCGGGGGCUGUCGGCGACGCCGCCAGCGCUUCGGACCCAAUCGCUACCGGGUCAAGGACAAUGCCAGCGGCGAUUACCAGCAGCUCUGUGC
Messenger RNA from Drosophila obscura, 3617 nucleotides. RefSeq lists its product as uncharacterized. The transcript is spliced from 8 exons. Gene Ontology annotation, biological process: signal transduction. The record is from RefSeq and is a predicted model, not a curated record. Gene Ontology annotation, cellular component: nucleus; plasma membrane. The coding region runs from base 1 to 3516 and encodes 1171 amino acids. NCBI's taxonomy places the organism in Eukaryota, Metazoa, Arthropoda, Insecta, Diptera, Drosophilidae.